GAUUUCCAGAAAACAACUAAGAAAAGUCACUCACAUGCAACCCGAUCCACAGUCUACGUGGUGAAGACAACUUUGCUGAAGUUCAAAGUGAGCAUAAAAUUAAGGAUGAAAGGAGAUUUAAGUGACUUCGAAUAUGGGCUGGUGUCUAAGAAGGAAUGGUUGGAAAAGAGAACAUAUCCAUUGGGUUGAUGUUGUGUAGAUGGUCAUGCCAGAGUUCAGAGGAGCAGUGCAGUUAGACGAUCAACCCAUUCUCUGGCCACUGAUAUGUUUGAGCAGCACCUUGGGGCUCACCUCCUGCAGUCUCUGGAUGGCUUUGUGUUUGUGGUCAGUCAGGAGGGACGCUUCCUCUACAUCUCAGAGACAGUUUCCAUCUACCUGGGGCUCUCACAGGUGGAGCUGACCGGCAGCAGCGUGUUCGACUACAUCCACCCGGCGGACCAUGUGGAGAUGGCCGAGCGGCUGGGGAUCAAGCCGCAUCUGCGGGCCGAAGCCGGCUGCCACAUGGCCCCCGACAGCGCCUCCAGCGCCGCCUCCACCUCUUCACUAGCCGGUACCCCUGAGCCUGCAGGUCCCUCCAGUCCUCAUUCUGCUGCUGACGAUCCUCCAGAACGUGGCUUUUUCAUCCGGAUGAAGUCCACACUCACCAAAAGAGGCCUGCAUGUCAAAUCCUCUGGAUACAAGGUCAUCCACGUGACCGGUCGGAUCCGCUGCCGGCCCGCACUCGUCCCGGGUUCCUCGCGCUCGGUCCGUCGCCCCAUGGGCCUGGUGGCUCUCGCGCAUACGCUCCCGCCCUCCACGCUCAACGAGGUCCGCAUGGAGAGCAACAUGUUUGUCUUCCGAGUGAACAUGGACUUGCAGGUCACAUAUUGUGAAAACAGGAUCUCAGAGUAUAUGGAUCUGACCCCAGCGGAAGUGGUGGGACAUACCUGUUAUCAUUUCGUCCAUGUGGAAGAUCUGGAAAACAUCCGGCAGAGCCACGAGGACCUGCUGAGGAAAGGCCAGGUGGUGACGGGCUACUACCGCUGGCUUCAGAGGAGAGGAGGCUACCUGUGGAUCCAGUCCACUGCCACCGUCUCCAUCAAUCACAAAGCCCCCCAUGAGCGCAACGUCAUCUGGGUGAACUACGUCCUGAGUCGAACUGAGAUGCCCGACACGCCCUUGGAUCUGCUGCAGCUACCGGAGAGCAUAAGAGCGGAGAGACUCCGAGUCAGCUCGUCCCCCACCGACGGCUCCCCGCAGGCCCGAGGUCAGCCACCGGUGAAGACAGUCAGAAAGAGCGACCCUGACAGCAAAGGUAGAGAGAAAUUCGCUGCCCCCGUCGUCCAAUCAGAGGAAAGGAGGAAGCGCCUGCUGAGGUCCGACCACGAGGGAGCGCCUCCGGAGAGCCGCCGUCGCCUGGAGGAGCUCCGACACACGGAGGAAGUGGUGUCAGCCUCCUCAGACCUUGCAAGCGAAAGCGAGGGCGAGGAGGAGGAAGAGCCGGAGUGGGAGCAGGGGGGCGACAGCGACAGACUGAAGCAGGAAGACAGCGGGGGAGGGGGCAAGCAGGGCAGAGGAGGGGACGCCCCGACGGGAGGUGACAGAGUGGGCCGGGUGCACAACGGCCGGGCCGUCAUCCAGCAGCUGAAGAACGUGGUGGCGCCGUCCACCCUGCCGCAAAGUCCCACCAUCAAGACUGAACACGAAGUCCUGUCCACCGGAGGGCGCUGGGGGUCCCACACGCACGCCUCUCAGCCCCAGCCGACGCACGCACACACGCCGUCCAGCAGCCUGAACGGCGACAGCCCCACCACCCCGAUCCCGGACUCCUCGUCCAGCAGCGAGGCGCCGCCAAAGGGCCUGUUCACCCCUCCGUCCCCCGCCCUGUCCCCCGCCAUGUCCGUGUCUUCCCCACAGCCCCGUGAGGACAGGGCCGUCUCCGGGAUAGUGAGCCGCGGCGCCGCGGCCGGCGGCACCGGAAACGGCCCCGACUUCGAGCUGCUCCAAAGACUGGCGGGCGGCGCGGCGGGACGGGUCCUCUUCCACCCCCUUGCCCUCGGCCCGCAGGGCCCUCAGAGCCUCUACGCCCCCAGCACCAUCCGCUACGCUCCACCGGAGCUGCCCCCCUCCCACCACCACGGCGGGGGCCACGGCGACAGCCUGCAGCUACGCUCGGACCACCACAAGGGACCCCCACCGACCUUCUUCCCGCACUUACAGCGGCUGGCCGGGCUGCCACCCUUCAGCGGUUUCUCACCGUCUGACAGCCCCUUCUCUUCCGGCCUGCCUUUCUGUAUGAACGGACUGAGGGGGGCCGCGGGCACGGAGGAAGACUGAGCCUCACCGGGGGAGAAGGAGAGAGGAGAAAAUCAAAAAUGAAGUGACAUGACAGACCGAGAGACACUGCGAAAGGGCAUGAAAGACAGAAAUGGCCUCUGAGGACGUUACUAAUUGGACAAUGAGCUGAGUAACUGCAGUCUUGAAGAACGCGAUACAAAAAUCUACGGUGAACCAGUGACAGCAGCUCUGAGAGAAAACCGAACACGGACACUUUUGAUUGGCUGUCCCUGAAGACGUCUCAUUUCCGCAACAGUACAGAACUCUGCUCUGUCCUUCUCUAGACGACCGCGUUGCUUUCUGUGUCUCUUCCACUUUGGAGAAGCCAUACUGUACAUAGCUACGAACGAAACCACGAAGACCCUCAGCUUACAUCCAUGUCACUUUUACUCCAGUUAAACCAGUAGGAGGAGGAGGAGGACUCUUGCCAGGGAGGGGACGAAAAGAGACGUUUGGAGUAAAAUGUUUUUAUCAUUGCAGUAUUAUAAAAGUAUCUCUACCACUGGGUUUCCCUUAAUAUAGAUAGAGAUGACCUUUUGAUGUUUUAUAUCGGAUCUCUGAAAGAUAUUACAGGAGUGUUCAUCAGUCAGCCAUACUUAAAGCACAGUGUUGGGACAAAGCCGUGAGUAACGUGGUCCCAGACAUUCCAGUAUUAUAUAUAGAGUGGAAAACUGCAUCACAGACAGUUGUCGUUUGAAUAUAAGAUGGUAAUUUGUUUGACUAAGUGUUAAUUAUAGUAUAUCCUUUAUGAAGCUGAGGUUGUGUUUGUGUAUGAAAGCCAUACCGUUUCUUUUUAUUGUUUUUUUUUUAAACAUUAAUUCAUUGAUGUAGGAUCUUUGUUUCCAAACAAAUUAACAUAGUUUUAUUGGAUGUGAACUGUCAUCCAUUUUUCUUUUUUCUUUUCUUUUCUGUUUUUUUUUUUUUUGAAAAAGUAUAUUUCUGAGAAUGUUUAGAGGAGGACGUGGUGCAGGACAGAAGUGUUUUUGUCACCUGGACCUCUUGUGUUUUUUAUGAGCACUUACUGAAAUUUGUUCCAGUGUGAACUCAAUGCACUUGGUGACUCGGAUGUUUGAUCCUGUUAAAACAGAAAAACAACAGAAGUGGUCGUUAAUAAUAUAGACUGACUACAGAGCACUGACGGGGGGAGGAGGGGCGGCGGUGUUUGUGUUUAAAAAAAAAAAAAAGACAGGUCGAUAAAUAGACCCUUGUGGUCAUUAAAAUAUGACCAUUUGGGGUCGAUAAAACAAAACUGUCAACUCGGUAUAGGGUUUUAAAUUAAAGUAGGGAAACGGGGCUCUCGGCGUUAAUUAGCAUCUCCGGUAAAGAUGUGCAUGUGAAGUCAUCUUUUAUUGCAGCGGCAUAUAAAGCCGCAAUAAAUACCUGCUUUUAAUUUGAAUGCUAAUAUUCAGAGAGUAUUAAAUACAAAACGCCCGACGUUGUGAAGUUAUCAUUCGCCACAAUUAGUGGCGACAGAAUAAAUGCGACAAAAGCAGCAAACAAAAACGCUUUCUCCCCUUUUUUGAAAUUUGUAAGAUCACAAAGCGACUGUUGGGUUUGGGGCGCUCAAUAGAAGAACACUCCUGUUGCUGCACACUGCUGAUCAGCUGGCUGAAAAGUAGGCUGCUACACUUUGCUCACCGUUACAGGGAUGACAGAUUCAGCUAAUACACACAAGAAUAUUUACACAUGAAAGUGGAGAAAAAUGGACAAUCAUCAUUCUGCAUAAACUAAACGAUCGUCACACAUGACUAAUGUCAAAAUACUGAAAUUGGAGUCACAAAAAGGUGGAAUAAAUGCUUCAUAGUGAGAAAAAAUGGUCGAAUAUUCUAUGCAGUAAGCACCUGAAUACUAAUACUAAAUUUAGCUGGUCAGUUUGCUUUAGUUUACGUAUCAAAAUUGGAGUGAAACAACACAUUUUGCGGAUACCACAGCUAGAAUUUAAGUAUCAGUGGAUUACAUAAAAUUAAAAGGGUUAGGCAAUUAAUCAGUGUUUUAUGUAUUCUCCCACCAACCCACAUGUGCAAGGGAUUUAUGUAAAUUAUUAGGUAAAUUAUGACGCCGUAGUGUUAGUUUUCCUCUUUUACUGAAAGGGAUUUGGAGAUUUACAUAAAACUCCAGAGAGACGAGCUAAUCAGGUACAUGUGCUAUAAAAAGACGUGUAAAUGCUGGAUCAUCAAAAUGGAAAAAGAAAGUUUAAAAAAGAACAAUGUGGUUUAAAAACUGUUAGAAUUACACACUGGCCCACGCUGAUUAAGUCAUUUUAAACGAUAAUCUAUAAUCUAUUCCUGGGUUAAACGUACAAUGCAACAUUGAGACCCAAUUUCUCUUUGCUACUUUCUAAAAGGGAAAAGACAGGAGAAUGUUCAGUAAAGCAGGGAAAUGGAAAAAAAAAAAAGGAAAAGCUUCUCACCUAAACUUUCCCACAGUCAGAGCAAGGAUUAAAAAGUUUACCUGAAACAAAACUAAGCUGCUCAUCUUGCCACCAUGUACAGUUAGCAGGAUGCUAAAGGAUAACUUACAGUUUUUCAUUUGUGCAACGAAAGAUGAAUUCAUUUUAAGCCUCUUUACACAUCUUUAUCAAGGAUGCCAAUAAAUGUUGCGGGUGGCUCAAAGUGCAAAACAAGAAAACAAAAAAGUUUGCUUUUUACUAAUUAAAAUACUUUUCAAGUUCGAGAAAAAGGCAUUUUCUACUUUUCAAUUUGUGCUCGUGCCAAACGACGACGCUCGAGAUCGAAGAGUGUGCAAUUUGAAAACAUUAAAAUCCUAAAGUUUGACAUUUUUCACAAAAAGAAUCUCUGCAAUAAUGCGUCCAGUACUUAACGCAUUAAGUACUCCGUAAAUUAUAUAUAUAUAAAAAAUAUGAACUAAAAAAUUGUUUCUUAGCACUUUGGAAUGAGGUCUUUUUGCACCUAAAACACAGGGAAAAAAAAUGUCAAAAGCUUGGAAUAUUGGGGGGCUUUUUUCUUUUUCUUUUGCCUUCACAAUGAGAUUAUAGUUUAGUCUCCGCUGAGGAUUUAGUUCACACACAAACCUGAUGCUCCCGGUCCAAUGCUUGGGGAGGGAGAAACCGUUCAAUCUGCUGUGUGCAAUACACGCAUAUGAUGUAACCGUCACACAUGCCGAGUGUGGGAGCGCACUUGUUCUCGGAUGUUUACCGGUGUAAAACUGCGAGUGUGGAUGCGGUUCUGAGUGUGUGUUUGUUUGUUUGUGUGUGUGUGUGUGUGGGUGUCUUUUUGUUUCGGUCUUUUGUUCUCGUUGUUGCCGAAUUUAAAACAAAAAAAGA
This is a messenger RNA of Poecilia latipinna (sailfin molly), 5599 nucleotides long. RefSeq names its product neuronal PAS domain protein 1 (gene npas1). The record is from RefSeq and is a predicted model, not a curated record. Gene Ontology annotation, cellular component: nucleus; transcription regulator complex; cytoplasm. Gene Ontology annotation, molecular function: RNA polymerase II transcription regulatory region sequence-specific DNA binding; DNA-binding transcription factor activity, RNA polymerase II-specific; protein binding. The coding region runs from base 265 to 2316 and encodes 683 amino acids. Lineage: Eukaryota; Metazoa; Chordata; Actinopteri; Cyprinodontiformes; Poeciliidae. The transcript is spliced from 12 exons. Gene Ontology annotation, biological process: regulation of transcription by RNA polymerase II.